CUGUUUGUUGUGUUGUUGGCUUCUUGGUGUUUGCCGUGUUGUGUUGUGAUAUUUUGGGCUUAAACUUUUCCAAAUUAUAGCUUUCCUACCUAUUUGUAUUGAUGUCCUAAUAACAAACACAAAUAACUUCAUCAUAACAGAAAUGCCUCCGAGAAUUAUACUACUUUUUAGUGGUAAAAGAAAAAGUGGGAAAGAUUAUUUAACCGAUAAUUUAAAGAAGCUAUUGAGCGAUAGAUGUGAAGUAAUAAAAAUAUCUCAACCAAUAAAGAGCCACUGGGCCAAGGAGAAGAACUUGAAUCUCAACGAGCUGCUGAGCGACGGAGAGUACAAGGAGCUGUACCGUAUUGAGAUGAUCAAGUGGAGCGACGAGAUGAGAGACCAAGAUUAUGGGUGCUUUUGUAGAGUUGCCUGUCAAAAUGCUGCAGACAAACCCAUAUGGAUAGUAAGUGAUAUAAGAAGAAAAACAGACAUCUUAUGGUUCAAGGAAAACUAUGGAGACCUUAUAAGAAGCAUCAGGAUAUCUGCAGACCUAGAGACAAGAAAGAAAAGAGGUUUUCAAUUCACAUCAGGAGUGGAUGAUGUUACUUCUGAAUGUGACUUGGAUGACUAUACUGACUGGGAUCUGGUUAUUAAUAAUGGUAAAGGAAGACAGCAGUUAGAAGAGCAGUUAGGGAGUAUAUUAGGACUAUUGUCUCAUUUAUGAUAGUAUAAUAGAUUAAUAUAAUAAAUAAAAAAGUAUGUUUUUGGAAAUUUAUUGAAAUCCUAACCAUUACAGAUUCAAGAAUCUGAGUAUUAAUAUAAAUAUUAUGCAUUUAUUUUAAAAGUACAUAAUUAUGACUAUGUAUAUUUUGAAUUGAGUGAAAUAGUGUCUUGAAUGAGUGAGUGUUUUAUACAAGUAUAAAUAGACUUAGUAUAAUGUUGACGCUCCUUAUUUACCAAAUGAGUUAGCCCCUUCUCCCAUUACGCGACUCUCAAGCGACGAACCCAUGAUCGCCUAUAAAAACGGGCCUUCGACGCGUCGUUGACUCGUGAAAUGCGACCAAGGGUUGAGUCGCGUAGUGGGAGAAGGGGCUUUAGGGCUCCUACACAUAAACACGAUACGACGUCGCGUCGUAAAAACGUGUCGUUUACACUUGCAUCUGUUUAAUGGGAGAGUGCGAGAGAGUGGCAUGACGCCACGUCAUAAUUAUCGUGUUUAUGUGUGGGAACCCAACCUUAUGUUGUAUCACAGUAAUAGAAAACAUUGUGACAAAAAGGGGAUUUGUAUUUUUAUUUAUUCCAUGUAUUGUAUAUCUCUGAUUGUAUCGUUUUAAACGCAAUUUAGAUGUAAGUACUUAGAUAAAAUUAUUUAUUUUCUACCGAAUGGUAUUUUAGUUUAUUACAUGUAAGAACUAACUAGAUGUAUGGUUGGUUUAUUAUAUUAUGGUUUUGUAUAUUUAUUUGAAUUUAUGAAUUAUAUGAAGUAUAAAUCGUAA
Molecule: messenger RNA, 1475 nt
Organism: Plutella xylostella (diamondback moth)
Lineage: Eukaryota; Metazoa; Arthropoda; Insecta; Lepidoptera; Plutellidae
Source: RefSeq, a predicted model, not a curated record